This is a messenger RNA of Ailuropoda melanoleuca (giant panda), 1967 nucleotides long. RefSeq names its product dual oxidase 1-like. NCBI's taxonomy places the organism in Eukaryota, Metazoa, Chordata, Mammalia, Carnivora, Ursidae. The transcript has 4 exons. The record is from RefSeq and is a predicted model, not a curated record. The coding region runs from base 872 to 1168 and encodes 98 amino acids.
UGCCCUCCCCUGCAAUGCUCAGGCCAGACAGAGAGGAAUGGGUGGCUCAAGGGAGAGUAUUUCCCCCCCAACAUAUUAUUAUGAACAUUUUUAAACACAGGAAGGUGGAAAGAAUUUCAUGGUGAUCCCAUAUAUGCACUACCUAGAACUACAUUUAAUUCCCAGGAGGCUUUAAGCUGGCGGGUUUAGCAGGGUUUUUGUGGCAGAAUGGUGUCAGCAGGCAGGUCGCACAGUUUCUGAACUCUACCGCAUAAGCCUGAUUCCAGUCCCAGGAGCGGGGCUGAAGGUGGACACACAUCCAGGGGACACUGUCUGGCCAACAAAUUCAGGCCUUCUCCCUGCCCCCUCAUGGCUGGGUCUAGCUCCCACUGGGGGAACAGGCUGGGGCUGGGGCACCCAAAGGCAAGGGUACUGGCCAAGGACCCUCUACAGUAUGGAUAUGGGGUGAGUGCCAGGUCUUCCUGGGCUCUGGGCCCUGAGCUGUUCCCAAGAUCAGCUCUGUGUUACGGGGUAGAGGUGCCUGAAGUCAUCAAGGACCUGUGCUGGCGAGCCUCCUGCAUUGGCCAGGAAAAGAUCUGGUCUCUGUGGGAUGUCUGCUGGCCCCUGGCUGAGAGCUCUGACCCCUCCUCAGCAGAGUUGGUCUGAAGAGAGACCAGGGGCAGUGAGGAUCAAGGGGCUCAGGUGACCAAAAUCCUAUCUCUUUCAUUCCUGUCCUAGUCCCUCCCCCAGAGUGAGCGCUCGCUGUCCCCACAGCAUUGCUGAUGUGGAGUGGACAGCACAGAGACUGCAGUGCCCCAUGGACACAGACCCUCCCCAGGAGAUUUGACGGAGGUUUGGCAAGAAGGUAACAUCAUUCCAGCCCCUGCUGUUCAUGGAGGCCCACCAGGAGAAGUUUCAGUGCAGCUGGCGCCACCAGACCUUGCAGCAGUUCAAGCGCUUCAUCGAGAACUAUCACCACCACAUUGGCUGCAUGGCUGUGUUCUACGCCAUCAGCGGGGGCCUUUUCCUGGAGCGGGCCUACUACUACACAUUUGGGGCUCACCCCAUGGGCAUCACGGACACCACCCGUGUGGGAAUCAUCCUGUCCCGGGCCACGGCCGCCAGCAUCUCCUUCAUGUUCUCCUACAUCCUGCUCACCAUGUGUCGCAACCUCAUCACCUUCCUGUGAGAGACCUUCCUCAACCGCUAUGUGCCCUUCAACGCCACUGUGGACUUCCAUUGGCUCAUUGCCUCCACGGCCAUCGUCCUCAUAGGCAGGGCCCGGGAGUCCCAGGGACUCUGUUCAUGUCCUCCUGCACCUUGCUGCCUGCCCCUCCUCUCUUUUGUGCUUGAAUGUAAGUCCUAGAUGUCCUUCUCAGAAGGAUGGAGCUGGCCCGUAGUGGUGUGAAGUGAGCCCAGGAGCCCCACCCCCCCACCCCUGCCUGGUGCCUCUUCCCAUGCUUUCAGGGCCACCUCCCCAGCCUCCAGCUGACAAGUUAGCAACAGCCCAGGACGUGGGCACAUCAUGUGUGAUCUCUCCCAGUUUUUAUAUUGGAAAACAUACUCUGUGAGAGAAACCCAAAGAAUGAACUUCUAAUGGUAUAAUUUCAGACUCCUGUGGCUGUGCUCAUGGAUGAUAUAUAUGGGGCACAGCAGGGGUGGGGAGGGACAGGAGGAUGGCUAGAGACCAGAAGUGCAGACCCCAAAGGUCCUUCUUCAGGACCCCAAGGCUGGGUGGCUGGAGUCCUCCACCUUGGGCUGAAUGGGUUGAGCGCCCCCACCAGGCUGCCCCCUGGCUCACUCCCACCCUGUCUGGUCUUCCUUAGUCUUGCACAGUGCGGGCCAUGUGGUAAAUGUGUACCUGUUCUCCAUCAGCCUGCUCAGCGUCCUUUCCUGCCUCUUCCCUGGACUCUUCCACGACGAUGGGUGAGUGAGUGGGCAACUGUGUGCGUGUGUGUGCGUGUGUGUGUGUGUGUGUGUGUGUGUGU